Molecule: messenger RNA, 1830 nt
Organism: Exophiala mesophila
Lineage: Eukaryota; Fungi; Ascomycota; Eurotiomycetes; Chaetothyriales; Herpotrichiellaceae
Exons: 1
Coding region: 1-1815 (604 amino acids)
Source: RefSeq, a predicted model, not a curated record
AUGUCAUUGGCAUCAUACUAUUAUAGAACUAUCACUCCUCCAGAGGGCUUCGCUGCUGGUCGGCACGGCCAUACUCGGAAUUUGUCCACCUCGUCUUACUGCUCGAUCGACAAUUCACCCGAGUCACUGAUCACAACUAAUUCAACCCCCAGUCGUUCCCCGGUUCUCCGCCAACAUGGUCCGACGUUGCUCCCCAAGAUUCGGAGCCAGGACUCUUCCACUGAGCCACGUCUUGCAAAGGGCCCAGCUUCCCACAAGAGGGGGCUCUCCUCUAGUGGCGCCCAUCAGUCACGACCAACCGCGUUCCGUAGCGCCACUGAGCCUAUCGAGUGUUUUUCGAUGGCAUCUCCAGUAUCAAACACCGCUUACUCGCGUUCAAACUCGUUGAUCCCAUCGCCCACCAUGGCUUCGGCCCAACUGCGUGUUCCUUCUAACCAACACUCCCGGUCCACAUCGGUGUCAAGCGUUGAUAGCAAUGUCCUCAAUCGGUUUGGCUACCCAACCUAUCGCAAACUCCCAGUCUAUAUCUCGCAUGGCCAACAAACCCCAUCCCCUGAUCUGUUUGCGACGACCUGCAUGUCCUACCAGAACAUGCCUCUUCUCGAUCCACCUAUGAUCAACCUCGAGGGCACUUUCGACAUGCCAAUCGACCUAGAGUCCAUGUCUCGAAAUUGCUCAGCGAGCCCUCCCCCGAGGGUCGUCCACGUGCCGACCACCAGUCUAUUGACAUAUCUGACCCAGCCCACACAGCCUAUCAAUCUGGUGCGUCACCUCACCUUCCAACAAGGUCGUGGCCUAAGCAACCACUUUUGGUGGGAUGUUCGCAAUGUGCGACCAUGGAGCUCGUUCUCACUGUCCACAAUGAGUGCGAUCCCAGAUCUGCUCACCCUGCUGAACUUUCAGCACGAGACCCCAUCCCUUCCUUGCGUCCCCGGCAAUUCUACGACAGCAACACCUGGCUCUGAGGUCGAUCUUGCCAACCUAGUGUCCAAGAUUUACUUCCCCAAGAUCAACGCUGCCACAAGAUUGUCCUUGGGCAAGAAUGCCAUCUCGUUGUACAUGGCCCCGACUCCGACAGGAUCUGGGCUGAGUUCAAAUUCAUCAAACAUCCCCACAUUCCUCGCCAAUUAUACUAGUGACAAUGACCGUACUUUGUCUGGCCUUCCCAGAGGUCGUGUCGUCGGUAUUGUCAGAUCUUUCGAUCGCUGGAACACGGGCAUGAGGCGUGAGGGGCCCGCGCGCAAGGUAGAAUAUCUUCGGACGCUGGCACAUCUGCAGAAAUGCAUGCGCGAUCACAGCUGCCGGUAUGGAUUCAUCAUUACUGAGAUUGAACUUGUGUGCGUCCGGGCUGGUUGUGACGAGCGAGGCAACCCUUAUUUUGGUUUUGUCGAAGUUUCUGAGGCUGUUGAGACCAAGACUUUUGCUCGAAACGACGACAUGACCAUUGCAAGGACAGGUGGCUCAGUCCAGAUGACCGUCACUUUGGCACUCUACUAUCUUCUGAUGCUGGCAAAGUCUACUCCGCUACCUGGUCAACCUUCGAGUUUCAUGGACGUAGGUGGUUCAGGAGCGAUGACGAGAUCCAGGGUCUGGCCAGGUAGGACCAGUGUGAUUGACUUGAGUCUCGAUGAAGAUGGCGACGUCGAGGAACUAGGCAAGGAUGGAAAGGACAAAUGGAUCCCUGAGCCGCAAAUGGGCGAGAAGCGCGAGGCUAGAACCGUCCGUGGAUGGGUAUGGCCAAGUGACCCAUGGCAUAAAAGGGAGGGCGAAAGAGGAGAACGUGCGGCUGGUGCUCGGGGAGGUAGGCGAGGUUGAUGUUCUGGAGCCGAG